Molecule: messenger RNA, 948 nt
Organism: Malassezia japonica
Lineage: Eukaryota; Fungi; Basidiomycota; Malasseziomycetes; Malasseziales; Malasseziaceae
Gene: ERV1
Product: thiol oxidase
Exons: 1
Coding region: 1-948 (315 amino acids)
Cellular component (GO): mitochondrial membrane; mitochondrion
Molecular function (GO): flavin adenine dinucleotide binding; flavin-dependent sulfhydryl oxidase activity
Source: RefSeq, a predicted model, not a curated record
AUGUUCUCCGCGUUUCGUGCGGCGCCAGGGUCGUGGCGUGCGCGCGUACACGGCGCGUUCAUGGCGCGGGUGCGCCGCAACCCGACGCUCUUUUUCGGGGUGCCGUUUAUCGGCUCGAUUGUCUUUGCCUCGUUUGCGCUGACGAGCCUCACGCAGAUCCGCUACAUCCAGCACGAGCAACGCCACAAGACGCUCUCCCAGGAAGAAAACCUGAAACUCAAGAGCGACCGCAAGCCCCUCGAUAUCCGCGAAGAGUACUUUAAGCUCCAGGCGAAAGACGACGGUCUGGACGACUGGGAGCCGAAGCGCGUCGCGCGCCCGGCCGGCAUGCCGGAGUGGGGCGGCGUGCCGCAGCCCGCCGCACCGGGCAAGGAGGCGGUCGCGGCCGACACAUCGCAGCACUCGGGCUCGUCGUUCUUUGCGCGCCGCGUCGCACACGCAGAAGAGGCGCACGAAGCGGACACGACGCCGGCGCCGCCGGCGCGGCGGCCGCCGACCGUCCUCGGGCCGGACGGCAAACCGUGCCGCGCGUGCAAUGCGCGCACGGCCUUUGGCGCCGCGAUGCGCACGCAGGCCAAGAAGCACGACGCGUGCCCCCCGGACAUUGAGGAGCUCGGACGGAGUACAUGGACGUUUUUACAUAGCGCCGCGGCGCACUAUCCAGACGAGCCGAGCGACGUGCAGCGCACGCACAUGCGCUCGGUGCUCGAGGCGCUGCCGCACGUCUAUCCCUGCGCGACCUGCGCCGCGGAGCUCCACGAAGAGUACGGCCGCCAGGCGCCGGAGGCGCGUGCAGAUGCAGUGGACAGCGCAACGGCGCUGCAGGUAUAUGUCUGCACGCUGCACAACGAGGUGAAUGCGCGCCUCGGGAAGAAGGUAUGGGACUGCAGCGACCUGAAGCGCUUGCGCCACCGUUGGUACGAGCCACCAGAGGAUAGGGAAUGCUAA